Molecule: messenger RNA, 966 nt
Organism: Colletotrichum truncatum
Lineage: Eukaryota; Fungi; Ascomycota; Sordariomycetes; Glomerellales; Glomerellaceae
Source: RefSeq, a predicted model, not a curated record
AUGAGUGAACACACUGAAACAUCCUACCUCAUCAUCGGCGCCGGUGUUUUUGGCGCCUCAACCGCGCUCCACUUGAUAAGAGCCGAACCCCGCGCCAAGGUGACACUCGUUGACCGCAACGCUUUCGACGCGCCCAUCCGCGUUGCCGCCUCCUGGGAUUGGAACAAGGUUGUACGUGCCGACUAUGCAGAUAUCGACUACAUGCGGCUUGCCCUUGAGGCCAAGGAACUCUGGGCGUCCGACCCGCUGUUCAAGCCGUACUACCACGAGAGUGGUGUGUACUGGGUAUCCGCGACGAACUUCUCCCAAGUGGUACAAGACAACUACAAAAAGCUCGGAGUUGACUCGGGUUUGUUUUCGCUACCUGUUGAGGAGGCGAGGGCCAAGUAUGACGGUAUUUUUGAGCACGGCGACUAUACUGAUGUGAAGGAGGUGUUUAUCAAUAAGAAUAGCGGAUGGGGUGAGGCCAAGGAGGCUCUAAGAGAGACGAUCGAGGAGGCUGUCAAACUUGGAGUAAAUUAUGUUCAGGCUGAAGUUGUGAAGCUCGAGUUCGACGGUGAUGGCGCCACGACAGGAGUUACCACAUCCGAAGGGAAGACCAUCCGCGCGUCUCGUGUCGUUCUAUCGACCGGUGCGUACACGGCGAAGCUGCUUGCGGACAGCGCGCCAGAUCGCCCUGAACUCCACGCGGGUGAGAGGUUUGUCGCUGCAGCGGUGACUGAAGGUUUCACGCCUGUUUCUGGAGAAACUGCGGCAGAGUUGUAUGACGGUCCGGUGGGCAUUUCAACCGUCCCUCCCGAACGAGGUGGGCAAGCAAUGGAAGUGUCCCGCACUCUGGAGACAAGACGCUCAAAUUCUGGGGACAGAUUAUAUUCAAAAACACGGAACCACACCCAACUGGUGGCGGAAUUUCACAGCCUCCUUCGGGACCGGACUACGCCCAGCUGGAUGUCCCGGCUUCUCUAA